AUGGCAGAUGUGCGCUCGCUCCUGCGUAAUGAGCGCGCCUCGCGUCGCAUCAACCACCCUCACGCAAGCUACUCUGACUCGGGCAAACUGCUAUGCGCUGUCUGCAACGUCUACAUCAAGACCGAGUCGCUCUGGGAGAAUCACAUCAAAUCAUCUCAACAUGUUGCCCGGCUAGAUCACCUGCGCGCGAACCCUCCACCAGCACCCGAGACCAGGAAGCGCAAGGCUGGAGAGAGCGAUGACGAAGGCAGGAAGAGAGUUAAGGCUGUACCUGGAGGCUUUGUACCGGAAGGCUUCUUUGAUCCUGCUCAGGAGGGCGCCAACGAGGACGAGGACGAAGAAGUGAACACCACAGCACCUGCUCCGUCAAUACCAGACGCCCCUGUCGCCGAGUCGCAGCCCGUCGCUUCUGCACCACCCCCUGCGGCAGACGUGAAUGAAGAUGAGUGGGCCGCUUUCGAGCGUGAAAUGGCUGCCGCUCAAAACACCGCACUUCCUAUAAUCAGCGCAUCUGCGACCAUCUCAGCCGCCCCUGUCACAGCCGAAGAGCUAGCUGCCCAGGCUCGGGAGGAGCAAAGCGCACAGCGAACUGCAAGAGAAGCUGAGAUGGAAGCUGAUACUGAGGAUGCCGCACUUGCACUACAACAAGAGUUUGACGAGAUGGACGAGUUGGACGAAAGGGUGAGACGCUUGCGGGAAAAGAGGGAAGCCAUUCGCCUUUCCAAGCAUCAAGAAACACUACCAGAUGCUCCUGCUGCAACGUCGGACAAGCAAAUACAAAAACAUGAUGAAGAGGAGAACGAUGAUGAUGACGACGACGAAGACGAAUUUGAUGACUGGACCUUCGGCGCUAGAGACAUUCUUAUUCGUUGCCAAAUUGACGAAACGGCAAAAUGGCACUUUGUCUGUCCCGGAUCUUGUUGGAAGUCUGUUUCUGGAGGUGUGGAAGAUGCUCGUGGACUAGAGGGCAAAUAUCCGUAUUAUAAGUACGGUGGUAUGUGGAAGGACAGAAGUGCCGACGGUCCCAUCAGUGCGAAGAAACCUAGAAAGGUCAAGGAGAGGCAGAAGGAAGAAAUGAAGAAGAGGGAAGAUGAGAAGGCUACGUCUGAAUCACAUGGCUCUGAGGAAGGCAGUGAUGAGUAG
Messenger RNA from Aureobasidium musti, 1143 nucleotides. The record is from the annotation of a GenBank genome assembly. Lineage: Eukaryota; Fungi; Ascomycota; Dothideomycetes; Dothideales; Saccotheciaceae.